AUGGAUCGAGGGGACGAUUGCACGCCGACACGGAAAGGUCAUGCUCGGCGUGACGGUGGGUCACGACACGUGGUCAAGGCAUCGCAACAAGCUCCGAUGGAGAAAAGGAUCUGCGACACAAAAUCGCCAGACCAGCCUCCCACACGAUGUGCUGUUCGACACUGUCCAGCUGCCGACACCGGUAGUAACAACCGUAGUGAAAAUGAACAACGAUCAACUAGCAGCAGACAGGUCUUCACCCCCACGUCAGAACAGUCGAAAACGACGGAAACCAACACUACUGCAAGUCGACCCAAAGAAGAAGCGUUACUGGCUUUUCAAGGGGGAGAGGUGUUGGGGAUCUAG
Molecule: messenger RNA, 345 nt
Organism: Mesocestoides corti
Lineage: Eukaryota; Metazoa; Platyhelminthes; Cestoda; Cyclophyllidea; Mesocestoididae
Source: the annotation of a GenBank genome assembly